This is a messenger RNA of Condylura cristata (star-nosed mole), 1970 nucleotides long. RefSeq names its product solute carrier family 22, member 15 (gene SLC22A15). Lineage: Eukaryota; Metazoa; Chordata; Mammalia; Eulipotyphla; Talpidae. The coding region runs from base 1 to 1815 and encodes 604 amino acids. The transcript has 14 exons. Gene Ontology annotation, biological process: transmembrane transport. Gene Ontology annotation, molecular function: transmembrane transporter activity. Gene Ontology annotation, cellular component: membrane. The record is from RefSeq and is a predicted model, not a curated record.
AUGGUUCGCCCUGCCCUGGGCAUCUGCUCAGCCAUCUCCGACUUCUUGCGACAUGUCAUCCGGUGGGUGGCUUUGGGGAAGUGGGGGGGGGGCGACCUCACAUGGUGUGCAGACCUUAAGCACUGUGCCCGCACCUCGUGGUGCCUGGUCCACGUGCCAGCAGCUGAAGAGGGCCGGACUCAAGCGCGAGAGCAGCUCUACGUGGCCACGGAGGCCAUCCUCAUUGCGCUGGUAGGGGCCACGCCCACGUACCACUGGGACCUGGCCGAGCUCCUGCGCAAUCAGAGCCACGCCAACCUCUCGGCCGGCGAGGCCCAGGCCCUCGGGGACUGGCUGCGGACGGCCAACCGCAGCGAGGUCCGCAAGCACCUGCACUUCAGCGGCAGCUUCACCUCCAUCGCCUCAGAGUGGUUUUUAAUCGCCAAUCAAUCAUACAAAGUCAGUGCAGCCAGUUCCUUUUUCUUCAGCGGCGUGUUUCUGGGAGUCAUCUCUUUCGGUCAGCUCUCAGAUCGCUUUGGAAGGAAGAAAGUCUUCCUCACAGGUUUUGCUCUUGACAUCUUAUUUGCUAUUGCAAAUGGCUUUUCCCCCUCCUACGAGUUCUUCGCGGUAACUCGCUUCCUGGUGGGCAUGAUGAAUGGAGGGAUGUCGCUGGUGGCCUUUGUCCUGCUGAAUGAGUGUGUGGGCACCGCCUACUGGGCACUGGCAGGAUCGAUCGGUGGCCUCUUCUUCGCUGUUGGCAUCGCCCAGUAUGCCCUGCUGGGGUACUUCAUCCGCUCCUGGAGGACCCUCGCCGUUCUGGUGAACCUGCAAGGAACCGUGGUCUUUCUUUUGUCUCUAUCCAUUCCUGAAUCACCUCGUUGGUUAUACUCCCAGGGUCGGCUGAGCGAGGCCGAAGACACUCUGCUCCUCAUCGCCAGGCGGAACCGCAAGCCGAAGUCCACGUUCACGCUCACACACCCGGCCCACAGGGGCGCCCUGCAGGCCGGCAGCGUCCUGGACCUAUUCCGCCACCGGGUACUGCUGGGGCACACGCUGGCCCUGAUGUUCAUCUGGUUUGUGUGCAGCCUGGUCUAUUACGGCCUGACUCUGAGCGCAGGGGAUCUGGGAGGAAAUAUUUACGCCAAUCUGGCCCUGUCUGGCCUCAUAGAGAUCCCGUCCUACCCUAUCUGCAUCUACUUGAUUAACCGAAAAUGGUGUGGUCGGAAGCGAACAUUAGCAACAUUUCUGUGCUUGGGAGGACUGGCUUGUCUUAUUGUGAUGUUUCUUCCAGAAAAGAAAGACACAGGUGUGUUUGCAGUGGUGAACAGCCACUCCCUAUCUCUGCUGGGGAAGCUGACCAUCAGCGCCGCCUUCAACGUAGUGUAUAUUUACACGUCUGAGCUGUACCCCACCGUCAUCAGGAACGUGGGCCUUGGAGCGUGCUCCAUGUUCUCACGAGUCGGCGGGAUCAUCGCUCCCUUCAUCCCCUCACUGAGAUAUGUGCAGUGGUCUCUGCCCUUCAUUGUUUUUGGAGCCACAGGCCUGACCUCCGGCCUCCUGAGUUUGUUGUUGCCAGAAACCCUGAAUAGUCCCUUGCUCGAGACAUUCUCUGACCUUCAGGUGUGUUCAUAUCGGAGGCUGGGGGAGGAAGCGUUAUCUUUACAGACCCUGGAACCCCCUCAGUCUUCACACAAGGAAAGUGCUCUGGGGAGUGAGAGUGAGGAGGAAGAGGAGUUCUACGAUGCCGAUGAAGAGACCCAGAUGAUCAAAGGACCCACUAGGAGAAGCCGCCUGGACCAAGCAGCUCCUCGGCGUCAGGACUUCCAUGUCUACUAAUUUCUUGGAGAAACAGAAACUGCGUUAGCGGGAAAGAGGAAAAAUGUCGUGAAGGCUAAUGGUUGCUUCUGGAAAGCCGGGAGGCACCACAGGUGGGCUGGCUAUUCUCCUGUCCUCCAUGGUGGCCUCUCAGCUAUGCUGUAUCUAUCCGAACC